Molecule: messenger RNA, 2151 nt
Organism: Penicillium soppii
Lineage: Eukaryota; Fungi; Ascomycota; Eurotiomycetes; Eurotiales; Aspergillaceae
Product: Zn(II)2Cys6 transcription factor
Exons: 3
Coding region: 1-2151 (716 amino acids)
Biological process (GO): DNA-templated transcription; regulation of DNA-templated transcription
Cellular component (GO): nucleus
Molecular function (GO): zinc ion binding; DNA binding; DNA-binding transcription factor activity, RNA polymerase II-specific
Source: RefSeq, a predicted model, not a curated record
AUGAGCUCAACUACUAAUGUCGGGCCGUCUCCUAGCCGAUCACGUCGCCGUAUCCCGGCUUCAUGUGAGGCGUGCCGCGUUCGCAAGAUCCGCUGUUCCCGCGAUGCGCCACCUUGCAGUACUUGCGUGCGGCGUGGUAUUCCCGCCGAGCGCUGCGUCUAUAGUUCUGAUAGACCGUCACAUCAACCACAGCCUUCCGUCAAUAAACGACCUCGGAUUCAAGAUGAUGCGUCUUCUAGGGCUGUGAGGGACACUUCUCGGCUUUUUGAACCCCAGCCCGAUCGCCUGACAAUAAACGACACCAAUAUUCACCUUCUAUCUCGCAUUGAACAUCUCGAACGACUAUUGCGCGCAGACCAUGGGAUAGACAGAACACGAUCAUCCCCCCGGGCACCCGAACCCACUCAAUCUCUGGAAGAUUCAGAGAGACAAUUACCAGCCUUUGCGACAGGCACGCUCAUCCCAUCGGCCUCUGGACAUGUGCGAUUUCUUCCAUUUUCUUCCAGCUGGCGCUUGGUGCACCGAGAAUCUCAGGGUGUUCCAUUUCCUGAUCGAGAAAGUGCUGUUACGGAUACCCCAAGUGGGCCAUUUCCAUUUGGCGAGCACGAGACUGAAAACCGAGCCAAUUUAUUGGCAAAACUUCCCCCAAUUGAGUACUGUGACAAGUUGAAAAAUCUUUACUUUCAAUCGUUAGCGCCAAAGAAAACCAAGAUUUACCCUGUCUUACAUAGCACUUCAUUUCACGAGCAGUACGAUCGGUUCUCUCGGGAUCCAGAUCAGGCACCCUUGGAAUGGCUUGCUUUACUGUUUACCAUUUUAGGGACUGCUGUGCUUGCACUAGGCCAUAAUAGUCGUCUUCUUGAGACUUUGAGUCGCAAAACUACCCCCUGGGACCGAGUUACCGAUCUAUCUGGACGGUAUUACACCGCUGCGAUGAAAUGCCUUGAGGCAGAUCACUAUCUCUGGCGGCACAAUAUAACAACACUGCAAACGCUUCUCAUCCUCAUUUAUGGUAUCCAGCAUAGCCUUGGACAUUCCUGGACUCUUCUGGGGCUGGCGUAUCAUCUGGCAAUCUCGGUUGGUUGUCAUGUUGAUCCGGCUGCGUUUGAUUUGGACAUUGUUGUUGCCGAAGAGCGGCGUCGCUGCUGGCUAGCCCUUAUCACGCUGCUCUGUAAUCAAAACACAUCGAUGACAGGAUUCGAUAUGAACCAGACUGUAUCUUCGUCGCGCGUUCGGCCCCCCGCGGGGGUUUGGGAUGAAGACAUCGUUCAUGGACGACAGCAACCAAUAGAGAACUCUGCGAAGAUGACGCCUGUCUCAUAUCUAAUUUGGAAAUUCCGUCUCUUUCGCGUAUCAUCCGAAAUAUGUGAUCCCGUACUUCUAGCACGGCCAGAUGACCUGGCCAUUCGGCGCCGACUAGAUGCGGUCAUACGUACUGAGCUCGAUCCACUGGAGCAGAAGUAUGCUGCACUGGUGGGAACCGAUCCAUCAGUUGUUCAUUUCAAUUUGCUACUUAGCCUGGCGCAUCACCUGGUUUUGUUGCUGCAUAGUGGUAUUCUGAAUGACGCAACCUCUGGUUUGACCCAGCAUGAAUGGUCAAAAAGAUGCUGCACCGAGAGCGCGCAGCGAGUGUUGGAACUCCAUGCCGAUUUCCAACAAUUACCCCACUUUGCGCCCUUUCACUGGUAUAUCCGUGGCCGAGGCGCGUUCUACGCUUUUCACGCCGCCUUUGUCCUGUUCCUUAUUGUCUCCCUUGAGCCCGAAAAUACCUGCCCUUUGAAAGUAGUUCGACUGCUUCACGAAUGCCAUGCUCGACUCGAAGCCUCACAGACACAAAGCCGGUUAUGUGCCCGAACGGCAACGAUGCUCCGCCACAUGCUCCGAGUGAUGAGCGCUGCUAGCGCAAUGCCAGUUGAGACUGGACAAUCAGCUCCGGUUUCCGAAUACGCCAGCUCCAUCUUCCCAGAUUACCACAGUGCCAAUAUCGAUCAACCAUUGGUUGAUAGUAACAGCGUGGGCUCUUAUAUCCAGGAACCUAUCGACUUUUCGAGUCUUGUUCGCCACAUAGAGCCGCAACAAUGGACAGACCCGCUUAACAUGGACUGGGAUCAAUGGGAUGUGAUUAUGGCAUCUUUAGGAACCAUCUCUUAA